AUGGAAGUAGUGGAUACCACACCUGUCAGUACCAUUGACUCCUUACCUAUAGACAAUACAGCUACUACUCACGCUUCUGUUUCUUCUUCUGCUUCUUCUUCUUCCGCUCCUGAUUGUAUGGCUGACAUUGACCCUUCAACAUUUAAAGCUGCUUUGCCUCCCAGAAAGAGGGCAAAGACACAGGAGGAGAAGGAACAACGCAAAAUUGAACGAAUUUUGCGCAAUCGGAGAGCAGCACACGCCUCUAGAGAAAAGAAGCGCAAACAUGUGGAAUAUAUGGAGGUUUACGUUGUUAAGUUGGAGGAGAAUAUCAAGCGACUCCAACUGACUUGUGACUGUUUGUUGCAAAAGUUGCCUGUUGAAGAACAAGGCAAGUUUUGUGUCGAGUUGGAUGACUUGACCGAAUUGAAGAAUCAAAUUCACUUGAAUAUGAAGAGUUCAAGAAGAGGCUGCAAGAAGGAUUUACUGGAGUCUCUUGUUGACGAAUUUGAAGAACACGACGAUGAAGAUGUUGAUGUUGUUGAUGCAAAUGCAAAUGCAAAUGCAAAUGCAAAUGCAAAUGAAAAGGAUGCGGAAAAGGAUCAAGAUCAGGAUCACGAUCAGGAUCAAAACUCGAAUGUGCUGAUGCAAGUGCCAGGCCAAGAUAAGGGCAAGGCUGAAGUGCUGCUGCACACUAGAAGAGUUCAGCAGCUGGAUACAGUUCCAGUGUUGAAGAAGAGAAGAUUAUCAAGAGAAGCAGAGACUAAGGUCUCUUUUGCUCCACUGACUUCGAAUUCUUUGACUACCACUUCUGUGGCUAAACACCCAUCUCCACAACCGCCCGUACAAGUUAAAAUUGAAACAAUAACCACACCCUCAACUUCGUUGAAACCAGAGGUUGUUGAUGACACAUUUUUCAAUUACCUUUCACCCAUUUCGUUGAAUUCAUCAGCCAACUCGCCAAUGGAUAUAACAUACACUCAAGCUUGUCCAAAUACAGUAGCUGAUCACCUCGAGCUCGACUUUGGUUUGGACAAUUUUAAACAAGAUGAAUAUUUAGCAACUAUGAACUCUGCUAAUACAAUAUCAUCAUCUUCUUCAUCAUUACCACUGUCAGAUUCAGCAAUUGCGGAAAACAAUACCAAUGAGAGGAAAAACAAUACUACUAGAAUAACAACUACAGCAAUGAAUCAAAUGAAGUCACCAUUAUCAGUGACUGGCUCACAUUUAGAAGAUGGAACAGUUGACUCACCAACCAUGAAUACCUUGUCCACAUCAAACUCUGACUCACCUAUAUCGAAUACUUCCAACUUGUCAUUAUAUGAAACGGGGCAAAAUUCAGCAGUAAUUUUGUCACUUGAACAAGAACGGCAGCAGCCAAUGAAAACUUUGGUGGAUAUCUUGAAUAUUGAAAAUCGAAUAAACCUGGCUAUUACAGUAUAA
This is a messenger RNA of Lodderomyces elongisporus, 1422 nucleotides long. It is a transcript of the gene HAC1, whose product is annotated as transcription factor. The transcript has a single exon. Lineage: Eukaryota; Fungi; Ascomycota; Pichiomycetes; Serinales; Debaryomycetaceae. Bases 1 to 1422 code for a protein of 473 amino acids. Gene Ontology annotation, biological process: positive regulation of transcription by RNA polymerase II. The record is from RefSeq and is a predicted model, not a curated record. Gene Ontology annotation, molecular function: DNA-binding transcription factor activity, RNA polymerase II-specific.